AUGUUAGUUCUAGUCACAGCACUAUUGUGCAGUUGUAUUGGCCAUAUACAUAGUGAAGAUCAGUGUAAUGGUUUGUACAGUGAUUAUUCUCAUCAUUUAUCAUCAAAAACUCCAUAUAGAUAUGUAGCCAACCAUGAUACAGAACCGGUCAACUUCGAAGGUUGUAAGGCAUGGAAAAUUUGGCUUGUUCAAAGACAUGGUACAAGGACACCUGGCAAAGAAUUAGAUCAGUUUGUCAAAAACAGAUUACCAGAAAUUCAAAAAGACAUCAUAAACAAUUUGAUUGAGUCCAAAUUAUGCAAUGAAGAUGAAAUAAAAUUAUGGACGUCUCAUGAAGAAAUAGACGACCAAAAACGAUUAACCAGAGAAGGAGAAGAUGAACUUUUAGCGCUUGCUGAACGUAUGCAACUUAGAUUUCCUAAUUUAUUAAAUCAACCAUAUGAAAGUACAAACUUUUUGUUUAGAUUUACUGAUACUCAAAGAACUAGAGUAAGUGCUAAACAAUUUGCAACAGGAUUGUUUGGACGAAAUGAUGUUAAGAAAGUAUUAUUUGAAGAACCGUUAGCUAAAGACCCAUUAUUAAGGUUUUAUAAAGUUUGCCAAAAAUGGAGAAAAGAUGUUAAAAAAUCCUCUACGGCAUCAGCUGAAUACCAACAAUUUGUUGAAUCUCAACUUACUAAUGUUACAUUAAAAAGUUUAUCUUCGAGACUUGGACUUGGUUACACGUUAACAUUUAAGGAUGCCAAGAAUAUAUAUACUUACUGUGCUUUUGAAACUGCUUGGGAGAAAAAUAAAGUUUCACCAUGGUGUUCAAUUUUUAAUAAAUCCGAUUUCAUGCUUUUCGAGUAUAGUGAAGAUUUGAAGCAUUAUUUGAUAGAUGGUUAUGCGUAUGAGUUAUCAUACAAACAAGCUUGUGUCUUAUUAAAAAAUGCAAUUGAAUAUUUUGAUGAUCAAGAUUUAAAUAGCAAAAAUGGUAUUUUCUAUUUUACCCAUUCAGGAACAAUUUUGAAAAUGCUCGGUUUGUUAGGUCUUUAUAAAGACGAACAUAAGCUAAAACAUGACAACUAUUUGAAAAUGGAGAAUCGGCUGUGGAGAACUUCAAAAAUUGAUCCUUUUGGUUCAAACAUUGCAUUUGUUUUAUACAAGUGUAAUAAUAAUGAAACUAAGAUACUAACAUUACACCAAGAAAGAAUUGUCCAUAUUAAUGGUUGCAAAGAUGGCCUUUGCUCAUAUGAAAAAUUUAAACAACUGUUUGCUACAGAACUUCAAAACUGUAAUUUUGAUGAAAUGUGUAAUAUUGACUAA
Messenger RNA from Macrosiphum euphorbiae (potato aphid), 1305 nucleotides. Lineage: Eukaryota; Metazoa; Arthropoda; Insecta; Hemiptera; Aphididae. The record is from the annotation of a GenBank genome assembly.